GAAAGCUAGUAGCCUGGGCUUUUAGCUGGAUUGUUAGCAUGACGACUCCUGAUCCGAAGUGCUGCUGUUUCGCGGGUUCGAGUCUGGGCGUGUGCAGGGCUGAACCGCAGUGGUUCAACACAAUGCAGGUUCAACGGAAGCCUCGGCUAUUUUCAUGGCAUCCCAGUUUGCGCAGAGCGUGCUGACCCUGGACUCCGAGGCUGUUGGGUCGCUGAAAGACGGCAUCAACUUCAAGAAGAGCCCUGUGGAUGGGAAGUGCUACAUCAUCUACAAGAGCAGCGAGGGUCAGCUGCGAGCAUGCAGGAACCAGUGCAAGCACCAAGGAGGCGUCUUCAUCAAGGACAUCGAGGACAUGGACGGCAGGACGGUCCGCUGUACUAAGCAUAACUGGAAACUCAACAUGGAGACCAUGCAGUACGUCAACCCCCCUGACAGCUUCAUGCAGGAUGAACUCGAGGUUGUGUGGGCAGACGACCCUGAUGGUGGUCUGGACCUUAUGGAGCUGAAUCCUCCUGACCCCUGGCUCACAGACCCCAUGGACGCCCAGGAGCUGCAGCCCGGUGAAGUGACCUUGACGUAUCUCACUCAUGCGUGCAUGGAGCUGAAGUUGGGUGAGCGGAAGAUGAUGUUUGACCCCUGGCUGACGGGCCCAGCGUUUGCUCGUGGCUGGUGGCUGCUGCACGAGCCUCCGCCCGACUCCCUGGACAGGCUCUGCAAGGCUGACCUCAUCUACAUCAGCCACAUGCACUCAGACCACCUCAGUUACCCGACACUAAAGACCCUAUCUGAAAAGCGACCUGACCUACCCAUAUACGUGGGAGACACUUCUCGACCAGUGUUCUGGUAUCUGAAAAACAGUGGGCUGAACCUUACCAACAUCAAUGUGGUUCCUUUUGGUGUCUGGCAAAAUGUAGACAAGCACCUCAGAUUCAUGAUUCUAAUGGAUGGUGUCCAUCCUGAAAUGGACACUUGUAUGAUUGUUGAAUAUAAAGGUCACAUGAUCUUGAACACGGUGGACUGCACGCGGCCCAAUGGGGGUUGCCUGCCGCAUGGAGUGGACCUGAUGAUGAGCGACUUUGCUGGAGGAGCCUCUGGGUUUCCCAUGACCUUCUAUGGAGGGAAGUACACUGAGAGCUGGAAGGCGGACUUCAUCCGGACAGAGAGGAGGAAGCUGCUCCAUUAUAAGGCCCAGCUGGUGAAGUCACUGCAGCCCAAGAUCUACUGCCCAUUUGCAGGCUACUUCACAGAGGCACAUCCUUCUGACAAAUAUAUUAAGGAGACCAACAUCAAAAUCAGCCCAGAGGAUCUCAACGCUCAGAUCAGGAAGAGCAGUCCUGACAUCCUCACCUGGACUCCCAAACCUGGGGCUGUGCUGGAUCUGGGUGUAGCACUGAAACACCCCUCCACUGGGAGUGCCAUAACAGACCCGCCAGCUGGAACAAAGGUGUUUAAGGACAGCUGGGAGUUGGACUUGUAUGUGAGAGAGCUCAACGCUGCUAUUGGUGAUGACAUUUUUAAGCACAGAAGCUGGAUCCCAUUUUACUACAACUGGGCAGGCUUUAAAGACUACAACCUUGUCAUUCGGGUGAUUGAAACGGAUGACGAUUUUAACCCUGUGCCUGGGGGCUAUGACUACUUGGUGGACUUUCUGGAUUUGUCCUUCCCCUCCAGGCGCCCAAACAGGGAGCACUCUUACCUAGAGAUGAAGAACAGGGUGGGAGUGAUGAGACACGUGGUGAAAACUGGUCUAUUGUGGGACGAUCUGUACAUCGGUUUCCAGAACCGACUCAGCAGAGAUCCUGAUGUUUAUCACCACAGAUUUUGGAACCACUUCCAGGCAUGCCUGCCAAUCUCCAGUCCUGAUUGGGCCUCCUUCCUUCAGCAGGACGCAAACGAUCCUGAGGGUUCCACGUGUGUGAUGUCAUGAAUCAUGAUGACCUCAGGGACUGCUUCCUGACAGCUUCCUUAGAAUUCCAUUCUAAUAUGUUGACACUAAAGACAAUGGCGCAUAUGUUCGAAAAAAAUAGACCAGUCUUCUGAAAUGAAUUUUACGCGCUGCGAACGGAAUGCUUCAGUUAAGCGCCUGGUGUACUGUAGCUCCCCUGUAAUAGGCUCAGCCACUAAACAUUGUAUUGCAUAAUUCUAUUCCAUUCUAAUGACACAAAUCUAAUAUAUCCUUGACAGUGCCUAUUUUUCCAUAUUCUCAUUCUUAAUGUUUUAAACUAAUUUAUAUGAUUACAGGCAAUGCACAUAAACUAAAGCUAAUUCAAUUACAGGCAAAAUCUAUUGAAUCAAUCC
Messenger RNA from Sardina pilchardus (European sardine), 2298 nucleotides. Its product is annotated as cytidine monophosphate-N-acetylneuraminic acid hydroxylase-like. Gene Ontology annotation, biological process: CMP-N-acetylneuraminate metabolic process. Lineage: Eukaryota; Metazoa; Chordata; Actinopteri; Clupeiformes; Clupeidae. Gene Ontology annotation, molecular function: CMP-N-acetylneuraminate monooxygenase activity; 2 iron, 2 sulfur cluster binding. Bases 155 to 1927 code for a protein of 590 amino acids. Gene Ontology annotation, cellular component: cytoplasm. The record is from RefSeq and is a predicted model, not a curated record. The transcript has 15 exons.